UCUGCCCCGCGGUGCGCGCGCAGGUCGGUGUGUCGGUCGGGGGCGCGCUUGGGUAACCUGUACCCCACGUAGUCGCCGGUUACCGAUCGGACUAAGUUCCAGUGGCAAUUUGCAAGUCAAGUUAAAAUGUCCCCAGAAGUGGCCUUGAACCGAAUUUCUCCAAUGCUCUCCCCAUUCAUAUCUAGCGUGGUCCGGAAUGGAAAAGUGGGACUGGAUUCUACAAACUGUUUGAGGAUAACUGACUUGAAAUCUGGCUGCACAUCUUUGACUCCUGGACCCAACUGUGACCGAUUUAAACUUCACAUACCAUAUGCUGGAGAGACGUUAAAAUGGGAUAUCAUUUUCAACGCCCAAUACCCAGAGCUGCCCCCAGAUUUUAUCUUUGGAGAGGACGCCGAAUUCCUGCCAGACCCCUCAGCUCUGCAUAAUCUUGCCUCCUGGAAUCCUUCCAAUCCUGAAUGUCUCUUACUUGUGGUGAAGGAACUCGUGCAACAAUAUCACCAAUUUCAAUGCAGCCGCCUCCGCGAGAGCUCCCGUCUCAUGUUUGAAUACCAGACAUUACUGGAAGAGCCACAGUAUGGAGAGAACAUGGAAAUUUAUGCUGGGAAAAAAAACAACUGGACUGGUGAGUUUUCAGCUCGUUUUCUUUUGAAGUUGCCAGUGGAUUUCAGCAAUAUUCCCACAUACCUUCUCAAGGAUGCAAAUGAAGACCCUGGAGAAGAUGUGGCCCUCCUUUCUGUCAGUUUUGAGGACACUGAAGCCACUCAGGUGUACCCCAAGCUGUACUUAUCACCCCGAAUUGAACAUGCACUCGGAGGCUCCUCAGCUCUUCAUAUCCCAGCUUUUCCAGGAGGAGGAUGUCUCAUUGAUUAUGUUCCUCAAGUAUGCCACCUGCUCACCAACAAGGUGCAAUAUGUAAUUCAAGGAUAUCACAAAAGGAGAGAGUAUAUCGCUGCUUUCCUCAGUCACUUUGGCACAGGUGUCGUGGAAUAUGAUGCAGAAGGCUUUACAAAACUCACUCUGUUGCUGAUGUGGAAAGAUUUUUGCUUUCUUGUACACAGAGGUGAAUAUUGAGUGAUAGAGACUCAAUGAUAGAACAUUGUGGUGAAUUAUUCUGAGAUAUCAAGCACAUGAAAAAGGAGGAAGAAAGUUCCUGGAGAUGAAGCCAGUCUUCUGUGGGUGGCUCCACUACUUCAUGGAGGUUGAAGACUCAGCAGGACACCAAAUGGCAUCUCUUCUCUGACUUCCCUCUUUGUUCUCCAAGGCUCAGAAAGACAACUGUGGAUAGGACAGGUGCUGGCAAUAAUUGCGAGCAUUUGAGAUGCUAGAGGAAAGAGAUACCCCUCUCUUGAGGCAGACAGCUCUGACCUCAAACCUUGUGAGCGUAUGCGGAAGCAAGAAUGCCCUAGAGAAAAACAUUGUACGUACAUAUUCUGGGGUCUCUCAGGAGACACUGCAACAUCCUGGCAUUCUGCCUGUUCCAGGAGUGAGGACUGUGGCUGUGAUUAUAGUCAUGGAGCUUUUCCAUCCAUGUAUUCCUUCCUUCCUUCAUCUAUUAUCAACGUGUCUUAAGACUUGGAACUCAACAGGAUCAAGGACUUGCUCCAACCCAGAAGACUGUUUCUGGGAAGGUUUCCUGGCCAUCAACUAAGAAUUAUUCAUAGUGGUUGUGUAAGUACUUCCAUUUUUGCCAAGUAAUCCCAAGUGUAAGUAAUUCCAUAUUUGCCAAGUCGAUUUUACCUCUGGAGGUAGAUGUUAUCUGUAAGCUAGCAGCUUUUCAGAAUGUGGCAAUGGAAAGAGGACCAGAUAGCAGGCCAUAGUAACAAAAAACAAAAGCAACCACUGGGGAAAACGCAAGCUCUUUGUCAUGGACCCUAGUCAGCUGCACUGUAAGUAGUCCUAAGAGGAGGCAGCUACCUAAGGUAGCAGAGUUGCUGCUUGGAAGGGGAGGGAGUUGGGGUCUAUGACUUCCAGGGCAAUGUAGAGAGUCUG
Molecule: messenger RNA, 1992 nt
Organism: Trichechus manatus latirostris (Florida manatee)
Lineage: Eukaryota; Metazoa; Chordata; Mammalia; Sirenia; Trichechidae
Gene: BABAM2
Product: BRISC and BRCA1 A complex member 2
Exons: 11
Coding region: 127-1074 (315 amino acids)
Biological process (GO): double-strand break repair
Cellular component (GO): BRCA1-A complex; BRISC complex
Source: RefSeq, a predicted model, not a curated record